Molecule: messenger RNA, 5071 nt
Organism: Rhinolophus ferrumequinum (greater horseshoe bat)
Lineage: Eukaryota; Metazoa; Chordata; Mammalia; Chiroptera; Rhinolophidae
Gene: RGL1
Product: ral guanine nucleotide dissociation stimulator like 1
Exons: 19
Coding region: 442-2853 (803 amino acids)
Biological process (GO): positive regulation of GTPase activity; Ras protein signal transduction
Cellular component (GO): plasma membrane
Molecular function (GO): guanyl-nucleotide exchange factor activity
Source: RefSeq, a predicted model, not a curated record
GUCCAGUCUAGGGGUUCUUCUUCUGUUCGCGGCGAUGGGCACUGGGGGCGGGUGGCCUUGGCUUUUGCUGCCGCCAACGACCUGUCAUCCGGGUCUUGCGUAGGGUCCGGCCGUCCUGGACUUGCCUGUGAGGUGGGAUGGACUGGCUGUCGGACCAAGUCCCCUGCCGUUGGCAGUAGUAGGGCGGAGUGAUGCACGCCCGGGCGCCCAGCAUCGUUCUAGUUCUCAGAGACAUCGCUUCGGUCCGGGCGCUGCUCGUGGCUGCGUUCCUGCGCCGGGAGCCCCUUUCCCGGGGUUGGAACUACGCUGUGCGGCCAGCGGGAGGUCCCCAAGGACAGAGUCGAAAGGUCGUAUCUUCUGUCAGUGCUGUGUGACAGCACCGCGAAGGCACCUGCAGAACCUGAACUAGAUCCGUAAUGCCUCCUGCCUGGCUCUUUCAAGAUGGAGGGGAAACCUGUGGGAGAGCCUACUCAAGGGGUGUCUAAAUUCAAACUUCCCCCCAAGGUGGAAAACACAGGACACUGGCUGGUGGAAGAUCAUGCUCGACUAUGGGAAGUUUUAAAGACAGAGGAGAGCUCGAUUCAGGACUGGGGUGAAGAGGUAGAGGAAGGAGCUGUUUACCAUGUCACCCUGAAAAGAGUCCAGAUUCAUCAAGCUGCCAAUAAAGGAGCAAGGUGGCUAGGGGUGGAAGGGGACCAGCUGCCUCCUGGACAUACAGUCAGUCAAUAUGAGACCUGUAAGAUCAGGACCAUAAAAGCUGGCACCUUGGAGAAGCUUGUGGAGAACCUGCUGACAGCUUUUGGGGACAAUGACUUUACCUAUAUCAGCAUCUUCCUGUCAACGUACAGAGGCUUUGCCUCCACUAAAGAAGUGCUGGAACUGCUGCUGGACAGGUAUGGAAACCUGACAAGCCUAAACUGUGAAGAAGAUGGAAGCCAGAGUUCCUCAGAGUCCAAGACCGUGAUCAGAAAUGCAAUUGCCUCUAUCCUGAGAGCCUGGCUUGACCAAUGCGCGGAGGACUUCCGAGAACCCCCUCACUUCCCUUGCUUACAGAAACUGCUGGAUUAUCUCAAACAGAUGAUGCCAGGCUCUGACCCAGAGAGAAGGGCACAAAAUCUUCUGGAGCAGUUUCACAAGCAAGAAGUAGAAACUGACAAUGGAUUUCCCAGCACCAGCUCCGUCAGCCUGGAAGAGGAAGAGGAACUGGAGGGUGGAGGGUCCGCAGAGUUCACGUGCUUCUCAGAAGAUCUCGUGGCCGAGCAGCUGACCUAUAUGGAUGCACAACUGUUCAAGAAAGUGGUGCCUCACCACUGUCUGGGCUGCAUUUGGUCUCAAAGGGAUAAGAAGGAAAACAAACAUUUGGCUCCUACCAUCCGCGCUACCAUCUCUCAAUUUAAUACCCUCACCAAAUGCGUUGUCAGCACCAUCCUGGGGGGCAAAGAACUCAAAACUCAGCAGAGAGCCAGAAUCAUCGAGAAGUGGAUUAACAUUGCUCACGAAUGUAGAAUCCUGAAGAAUUUUUCCUCCUUGAGGGCCAUCGUUUCAGCGCUGCAGUCCAAUUCCAUCUAUCGGUUAAAAAAGACUUGGGCUGCCGUCCCAAAGGAGCGAAUGCUGAUGUUUGAAGAACUUUCAGAUAUCUUCUCGGACCAUAAUAACCAUUUGACCAGCCGGGAACUACUGAUGAAGGAAGGAACCUCAAAAUUUGCAAACCUGGAUAGCAGUGUGAAAGAAAACCAGAAGCGGACUCAGAGGCGGCUCCAGCUCCAGAAGGAUAUGGGUGUGAUGCAGGGCACUGUGCCCUACCUGGGCACCUUCCUGACUGACCUGACCAUGCUCGACACUGCUCUCCAGGACUACAUCGAGGGUGGGCUGAUUAACUUUGAGAAAAGGAGGAGGGAAUUUGAAGUGAUUGCCCAAAUAAAGCUCUUACAAUCUGCCUGCAACAGUUAUUGUAUGACCCCAGACCAAAAGUUCAUCCAGUGGUUCCAGAGGCAGCAGCUCCUAACAGAGGAGGAGAGCUAUGCCCUCUCCUGUGAGAUUGAAGCUGCUCCCGAUGCCAGCGCCACCUCGCCCAAGCCUCGGAAGAGCAUGGUGAAGAGGCUCAGCCUACUGUUUCUGGGGUCGGACAUCAUCACCAGUAGCACGCCCACCAAGGAGCAGCCCAAGUCCACUGCCAGUGGGAGCUCUGGUGAAAGCAUGGACUCCGUCAGUGUGUCAUCGUGCGAGUCAAACCACUCAGAGGCUGAGGAGAGCUCUAUCACUCCCAUGGACACACCUGAGGAGCCUCAAAAAAAGCUCUCGGAGUCGUCCUCCUCCUGUUCCUCUAUCCAUUCCAUGGACACAAAUUCCUCAGGGAUGUCGUCCUUAAUCAACCCUCUCUCCUCACCUCCAUCCUGCAACAACAACCCCAAAAUCCACAAGCGCUCCAUCUCUGUGACGUCCAUUACCUCCACCGUGCUGCCUCCCGUGUACAACCAACAAAAUGAAGACACCUGCAUCAUCCGCAUCAGCGUGGAGGACGACAACGGCAACAUGUACAAGAGCAUCAUGUUGACGAGCCAGGAUAAAACCCCCGCUGUGAUCCAGAGGGCAAUGCUGAAGCACAAUCUGGACUCGGACCCAGCUGAGGAGUACGAGCUGGUACAGGUCAUCUCGGAGGACAAAGAACUUGUGAUCCCAGACUCGGCAAAUGUCUUUUAUGCCAUGAACAGCCAAGUGAACUUUGACUUCAUUUUACGCAAAAAGAACUCCAUGGAAGAACAAGUGAAACUGCGUAGCCGGACCAGCUUGACCUUGCCCAGGACAGCUAAACGGGGCUGCUGGAGCAACAGACACAGCAAAAUCACCCUCUGAAGGGAGGGACCAAUGGCCCGUGGCUUGCCAAAGGCACCGUGGGGCUGAGGACAGGCCAUGGUGAUAGCAGCUACCAUCCAGUGUUAGAGGAUCAUUGGUGAAGCCAGCAGGUGCUUGCUGAGUACCUCUGGUGUGGGAGGUACUGUGAGGUGCAUUGUGGGGGAAUGGGAGAGGAAUUUGGCACGAAAAGGAUGAACGAUUCAUUGACUCUCUUUGACCUAUUUUGACGGAAAUGCAAAAUUAUCCACAUUUAUAAAUAUAUAUAUUACACAUAUUUGGUAUGUAUGUGUGUGUAUAUAUAUACAUAUAUAUAUAUAUAUAAGAAUAUGAGGGACUUAUAGGAUAUUCUGGACUAUGGAAAAACAAAUUUGCACAAUGGCCCGGGAAGUUGAGGUCACUUUCUACAGGGAAAUAGAAGGAACUGAGAACCUAGUCUCAUACCUUCCAAGCAAAUGGAGUAGUCCUAGGAAUACGGUGUGUCCUUUCUUCCAGUAUUAGGAGAAGUCCAAACUAUUCUCGUAAAGGGAGAGGAUGACUUUCUCAACGAAAUGCCACCGGAAGAAAACAACUGCAGAGGCUGGAACUGCCACAGGCUGAAUGAAAGGCCACUUUGGAAAGGGUUUGGAUGAGCCAGUGGCUUUGGACCUCUGCCUUCAUCCAGCGCUUUCUGCUACCCCAGGAGGGUGGGGGAUGGGGCUUGGAGGCCCAGCCCUCCCCCUGACAUUUCCGGAGUCAACACAAGCCUAUUUUGAUUUCUGGCAGCAGCACUGUGUAUCUAAGAGCAUAUCACAGUCAUGAUGGCACAGUAGCCACGCUCUUUGGUAACUUUUCAGCCAGAAAAGAAAUCGCCAAAGGAUGGUGACUCAUGGGGGCUCUGUCUCCAAGGGCCCCCGUCAUGGCCUUCCCUGAUUGCCUUUGCAUGUAAAACGCUCUGUCUGGAGCCUUUUGCCAUCUGGAUUGGAGUACCUCUAUGUUAUGUGCAAUUUGUUCCUCAGGUGUAGAAAUUUCUACUGCGAUCUACUCUUCUGUGAUCAUUUUGAGCCUGUGAAAGGUUUCAACGCAGCGGUUUCUGUCAAUAGCCCCUCGGAAGGUGUUCCCUGCUGACAGCAGCGCCCCGUUGUACUUCGUAAUUUUUAUAGCAUUACUGUGCCUCGUCAUGGGGAGAGGAGUGGGGCUGCGUGUAUGACCUAAUCGUUUCUGAAGAGGGACCUUCUUCCAGAUGGAGUCAGUAACAGUUUGUUCCCCCCCCACCCCCCGCAGGUCCCCACACUUGCUAUCACAGUGUCACUGUUAAGUGGCAUUUUUGUCUCUAGUAACACCCUCUCCCUUCCAAAUCUGAGCUGUACUGGGGUUUGAACUAAAAAGCCAUAUGUGGGAUGUUGACAUGUGUAAAAAGCACUUUUCAAAAUGUCACCCUUUUUAAGAAAAAAAUUCUCAAAAUACCCAUUUUUAUUCCCAAAAUAAAGAGAAUGAAGCCAGAUACGAAGUGUAGAUGAUAACAUGGAGCUUUUCUUUUUCCCUGUCAUCCUGUAAGACGGCUCCCAAAGGUUACAUGAGAUGUAUAGUGUGUAAAUAGUCAUGCGAUGUCAUAAGAAACACCAGAGACAGUUUAGGGAUUUGUCGCAGUGACCAAAGACUGAGCCAGGAAGGCCUCGCGUUUCCUGUCGGCCUUUCUAGAUCAGUCCGUGCAUCGUAAAGACCAACUGCGUUCCAGCUAGUCGAAAAGCACUUUCUUCUGUUUGCGAGGCUCGUCUCAGUUGUGCUUCUGUGCUUGGAAGACACAUGGCCGGGGUGCUAGGAAAUCAAGGAAAAGGAAAUAAAUGUGCCCUCAGCCUGAAUUUCUUGGUUUGAAGGUCAAAAAGGAAGUAGAGAACUCUUGGCCUGGUCUAGAGUGUAGCUACCAAGAUAUACACGUGCCCGUGUGCUUGCCCUGGGUAUUUAUACUGUAUAUGUAGAGUCUAGAUUUAUAUACUGCAAUGUAAAAAUAUAUAUAUAUUUUCCUUUUUUAAAGACAAUGGAAAUUCCAAGUAGAUAAAACAUAGCCUCAUUUAUUUAAUGCCACUUUAAAUGUCUUAAAUGUGUUUCCUGGUAGACUGCCAGGCAAUGCUUUUAGCUGCUCGCAUACUUGUCUUUCUGCAUCUCCAUCAUGUGUUGACCUUUUGGUUAAACUAAUAAACUGGUUUGGGACUUGGUUGGCAUGUGCUGCCAGACCCAGAGG